Molecule: messenger RNA, 2160 nt
Organism: Penicillium vulpinum
Lineage: Eukaryota; Fungi; Ascomycota; Eurotiomycetes; Eurotiales; Aspergillaceae
Product: CocE/NonD family hydrolase
Exons: 3
Coding region: 1-2160 (719 amino acids)
Molecular function (GO): dipeptidyl-peptidase activity
Source: RefSeq, a predicted model, not a curated record
AUGGCUUCGCCAGUGCUGGGCAGAUUCAUUGAUGUACAAGGGCUAGCGUAUCGCAGUGGGUCAUUUGAAGGCGUCACCAAUGCUCGCGGCGAUUUUCAGUAUUACGAGGGUGAUGAUGUAUCCUUUAAAAUAGGAAAUGUGCUGCUCGGAACGACAAGAGGCAAACGCAUGAUCACCGUUCUUGAUCUUGUUAGUUCCGAUGCUUCUAUCGAUGACCCGAGCUUACUCAACCGAGCGAGACUACUUUUCAGUCUCACUAAUGGCCAAGGGUUUGAAAAGCCUAUUGUGAUAGAUGAUCAGGUCGAAAGGAUCGUAUCCAAGUACGCAUCCUCCAUGAAUUUGGAUGACCAUAACACUUCAGCGCUGGAUAUAGUCCUGUCACAGGUUGGGGACGCUCUGAAGAUCGCUCCAAAAUCAAUUCCACAUGUCCGCAACCACCUGCGACGGGCCAAGAGUGGUUUCAAGGUCCUUCGCGACCUUCGAAUUCCCGUCCGAGACGGAAGUUUUGUCCUUGGAGAUGUAUACUUGCCCCUGGGAGACGAAGUUGGAAGGUUUCCAGUACUAGUCAGCAGCACAAUAUAUGGCAAGAGAAUAGUAUACUCUGGUCCAAAUACCGACGACCCUGACGAUGUUGCGGCAUUCGAGAGGUCGGAGGAUCUUUGGCACACAACCCCGGCACAUGUUCCACUGAAUGUUCCCAAUACCGGCCCCUGGUUUGGAAAGUGGGCACAGCAACGACGAUACGAGACUAUUGGCACAUUCAAUACGUUUCGUUGGGUUCCUAAUGGAUACGCCAUGGUCAAGAUUGAUCCUCGGGGUAUAUCCCAGACCCCUGGAACGAGAGGAAUACUACACCAGGAAUCAAACGAUCUUUUUGACGCUGUUGAAUGGGCUGCAGAACAGCCAUGGUCGACGGGGAAUGUUGCCUUAGCGGGAAACUCUUACGGUGCAAACUGUCAAUGGGAAGUGGUCAAACAACAGCCUCGGGGUCUCAAGGCAUUCAUUCCGUACGCAACUGAUAUAGACAACUAUCGGGAAGUGUCAUAUAUUGGCGGUAUCCCAGUACUCAACUAUCUUUCCCAAUGGUUCGGCGGGGUUCGAGCUGCAUCUCCACGAUGGAAAGACACCGGAAAUCUGAUUGAAAAAUACGAGUCUCACCCGUUUUACGAUUCAUACUGGGAUGAACAGUCAACGGCGCGUGAUCCAAGAAGUAUCACAAUUCCUGUCUUUCUAGCUGCUUCCCAAGUUGCUCUUGUACAUACCCGUGGAAGCUAUGAGGCGUUCAGAUGCAUAUCGUGCAAGGAUACAUAUCUCCAAGUUGUGGACGGGAACUACUAUGGCUGGCCCAACACUCAGGUGUUUGACAAGCUUCUUCUCUUUGCUGAUCGCCAUUUGAAAAAUAUCGAACAUCAAAGUUUGGAACGGGUCGGAAUGCAGAUGCGCACCGGCGAGGGCCGCUGGUACUGGCGAACGGAGGAAGACUGGCCCGUUCCUGGAACUAAAUAUGUUAAAUUUCACCUUGCGGCCGAUGGGAGUCUCCAAAAUUUCAAAACGUCAGGCGCAGGAAAAGAAUUCUCGUAUUCCGCAGAAACGGAGCCCAAGGAGGGUCCGGCAGGCGUCAGUUUUGUCUCGGACGCGUUUAAAGAGGAUAUAGAGCUUGCUGGCCACUUUUCGGUUACCCUGAAUGUAUCAUCAACCUCACAUGAUGCCGACGUGGUUAUUCUUUUGUGGGCCAUGGAUGAAUCGGGAAAUAUCGUGAGGUUUUGCGUUGACCCACGGGCCCAACCUCUUGCCAAUGGGUUCUUAAGGGCAAGUCAUCGAAAAAUGGAUAUCGAAAAAUCCCUUCCCUGGCGGCCCUGGCACACCCAUAAAGAGGCUGAUUAUGCGCCUUUGGUCCCAGGUGAGGCUGUUGAGCUCAGUGUGGAGAUUUGCCCUGCUACGGCUCUCAUUCGUCGUGGGUGGAAGCUCAGGCUAGACAUCACUCCUUCCGAAGAGCAGCCAGACGUCCCAGGAUACGAACCGCGGAAGCUCCGAUCGUGGGGAAAGGAGUUUCAUGACGGUGCAACGAACACUGUACAUGUUGGUGGCCACUACGAUUCAUUCAUUUCCAUUCCCGUGGUACCACAGAAAUACUCUGAAGAAACACCCCUUUUGUCUUAA